AAAGGAAAUGAAAAUAAAUCCUACUCCUUUUUCUCUCUCCUAGCUCCAAAUAUGAAAACAAAUCACCUUUUUUAAGGAAAUAAAUUAUUUUUCGAAAAUUAAUUAAAUUAAUUUUCGGAAAAUAAAAAGAGUAAAAGGAGGAUCCCAAGGAUUGGAAGAUGGGGUAUAUAAAGGAGGCCAUCCCCAAACAAUCGGACUCAGAAAUAACAACAGCUCUCUUGUUUUCCCAACACCAUUCACACAACCAACCUCAACACAUUCAUAUUCCUAACAACAUUAACAACAACUAUAACAACACCAACAACAACGUUGCUAAUACCGAAUUUAUCAUACAAAACCCCUCUUCUCCUCUUUCUUCUUCUUUCUCUUCUCCAAAUAAUAAUUCAAUGUCGUCUUACGACCCAGAAAAUGGUGCUACUAAUGGCGCCGUUUCCGUCAACAACGAUAAUUCUAAUCAUCAACAAAAACAACAAACUGUUGUUGUUCCCGAAACUGCCCAUCAGAUCAGCACUGAUUCAUGGCUGCAAGCUGGGUUUGUUCUGACGACUGGAAUAAACAGUGCAUAUGUACUGGGAUAUUCUGGCGCUAUAAUGGUCCCACUUGGAUGGAUACCUGCAGUACUUGGUCUAAUUGCUGCUACUGUAAUUUCUCUCUAUGCUAAUGCUCUUAUUGCCAAACUUCAUGAGUAUGGUGGCAAAAGACAUAUCAGAUACAGAGACCUUGCUGGAUUUAUCUAUGGUCCAAGAGCCUAUUCACUUACAUGGGCUUUGCAAUAUAUCAAUCUUUUUAUGAUCAACACUGGUUUCAUUAUCUUGGCAGGUUCUUCUAUUAAGGCUGCAUAUGAGUUGUUCACUGAAAGUCAUGCACUGAAGCUUCCAUAUUGCAUAAUCAUCUCUGGGUUUGUAUGUGCCCUUUUUGCCAUUGGGAUUCCUCAUUUGUCUGCUUUGAGAAUUUGGCUUGGAGUUUCAACGUUCUUCGGUCUGAUUUACAUAGUAAUUGCUAUUGCUCUUUCACUUAAAGAUGGAAUCAAUUCUCCGCCUAGAGACUACACCGUACCAACUGAAAGAGGUAAAGUCUUUACAACUAUCGGAGCAGCUGCUAAUUUGGUCUUUGCGUUUAAUACAGGAAUGCUUCCUGAGAUUCAGGCAACAGUAAGAAAGCCUGUGGUUGGGAACAUGAUGAAAGCCCUGUACUUUCAAUUCUCGGCUGGAGUUGUACCCAUGUAUGCUAUUGUUUUUAUUGGUUACUGGGCAUACGGAAAUAAAACAGACUCCUAUUUGUUGAACAAUGUCCAUGGUCCUGUUUGGGUGAAGGCCUUGGCUAAUAUCAGCACUUUCCUUCAAACUGUCAUUGCUUUACAUAUAUUUGCAAGUCCAAUGUAUGAAUACCUUGACACAAGGUUUGGGAUCACAGGGAGUGCAUUCCAUCCAAAAAAUUUGGGAUCGCGAGUACUAAUCAGGGGAGGUUACCUAGCAUUGAACACUUUCGUCUCAGCUCUUCUGCCUUUCCUAGGGGAUUUCAUGAGCCUUACAGGUGCUAUCAGUACUUUCCCACUCACCUUUAUCCUAGCAAAUCACAUGUACUUCAAAGCGAAGAGGAACAAGUUGAGCAUGGCAAUGAAGAUAUGGCUCUGGAUCAAUAUUGUUUUCUUCUCCUGUAUGUCUGUAGCUUCCUUCAUUGCUGCUUUGAGAUUAAUCGCUGUUGACUCUAAAACAUAUCAUGUCUUUGCUGAUUUAGAGGGUUAAAUAUAUAUUUUUACACAUAUUUAAGCCUUAUUAACUAGGUUGAGUAAUCAGCAACUAGUAGUGUGUGAGUGUUUUUUUUUUUUUUUUUUUUUUUUAAAUUUUAUCAGCAACUUUAGUUUACACUUCCUAUUUGGCUUUUUGGUCCAUUUGGGGAUUUUCCUGUGAUUCUUCAUAGUGGGUAAUAUGUACGUAUUGCAUUGUAUUGGAGAGAAGGAUAAAUAAAAUGAAAAAUCAAAAAAUAAUAGGAAGCAUAUUAUUUUCCCCA
Messenger RNA from Chenopodium quinoa (quinoa), 2010 nucleotides. RefSeq names its product proline transporter 1-like. The record is from RefSeq and is a predicted model, not a curated record. Gene Ontology annotation, cellular component: plasma membrane. Bases 159 to 1745 code for a protein of 528 amino acids. The transcript is spliced from 7 exons. NCBI's taxonomy places the organism in Eukaryota, Viridiplantae, Streptophyta, Magnoliopsida, Caryophyllales, Amaranthaceae.